GCGACCCGCACUUCAUUCGUUCACAGACCGCCGCGCGCGCUGCACUAAAAAUGAUACUCACCAACCGCGCUAUGUCGCCGUCACGGGGCGCUUUCCACUCGCCGCAUGCGCAACCCGAUGAAGAACCCGUCUCCAGAACAUAUCAAUAUAGAAAAGUUAUGAAGCCAAUGCUCGAAAGAAAACGGAGAGCCAGAAUCAACCGAUGCCUAGACGAACUCAAGGAUUUGAUGGUUACCGCACUCCAAGCUGAAGGUGAAAAUGUCUCCAAGCUAGAAAAGGCCGAUAUUUUGGAACUCACGGUUCGACAUCUACACAGUCUCAAAGAAAGGGGGCAGUUAGUGCUGAAACCGGAAAUGUCAUACGCGGAGCGAUUCCGCGCAGGAUUCACCCAGUGUGCUACGGAAGUGUCUCAAUUUAUUGCAAACGCUACGUUAGCAGCCAACGCGAUGCAAAGACAAGGCCCCGUGGACCCUCAAGCUGGAGCUAGGCUGUUGCAACAUUUAAGUAAUUGUAUUGGAAGACUGGAGAGUACUCAAAUGACGAAACCACAAUCGACACAGCCGUACGGCGUGGCUCGGCCGACACCUAUCCAGCCUCAGCCACAACAUGCGCAAUCUCAUCCACCAGUACCCCAACAAGCCGUGCCUUUGCAAAGGAUAUCACCGGCUAUGUUACCAGAGCAAGGUUGUAAGAGGCCGUGGGAACCGCCCAUGGACGCUCAAGCGGCGCUCGCGAAGCGUCAGUACGUGCCGCCUUCUCCGCCGGACAGCCCCGCCUUCAAAAGCGAGCCCACCCAGUCCAUGGUCUGGAGGCCCUGGUGACCAAAUAACAUAUCAAUCACCUCCUUCGCGAUCUCCGAAACUUUGUGAUCAGUGUGACAGCAUGUGUGAUAAUCGCAAACGUUAUUUGUUUUGUUUCCUUGACGUUCCUUGAACCGAUUUGUGUUGAAAUCGUUGCAUGAGUAUUGCUUGUUGAAUUUUGUUUGUUUAAUUCAUUAAAUGAAUGUUUUCGUUUUAGAGUAACAAGUUAUUUCUUUAAAUUCCUAACUUGAACGUCUUCCGCAACUGUUAUAAUUGUAGCAUUUACUAAAACUUUUAAUUACCAUUGUAGUGUAUAAGACGUGUAGGUUAAGAAGUGGUAGCAACUACAAUUUAACUAGGUGUAGGUACUCUUAAGUGAUAUUUUAUGUCAAGUGAAAAAAUUGCAUCCAAUAAAGAGAUAUAUGAACAUUUACUAUACCUACUGUGAUAAUUACAUCGAACUUAAAGAAUAUAUGAUGAAAGUUCAAAUCGUAAGACUAUUGAUUUUUUAUAAAAAGAUACAAUAAAUAAAAAAGAAAGUUAAAUAU
Amyelois transitella is the source of this 1348-nucleotide messenger RNA. RefSeq names its product enhancer of split mbeta protein-like. Gene Ontology annotation, molecular function: RNA polymerase II cis-regulatory region sequence-specific DNA binding; DNA-binding transcription factor activity, RNA polymerase II-specific; protein dimerization activity. Gene Ontology annotation, cellular component: nucleus. The record is from RefSeq and is a predicted model, not a curated record. Gene Ontology annotation, biological process: regulation of neurogenesis; regulation of transcription by RNA polymerase II; anterior/posterior pattern specification. The transcript has a single exon. NCBI's taxonomy places the organism in Eukaryota, Metazoa, Arthropoda, Insecta, Lepidoptera, Pyralidae. Bases 51 to 821 code for a protein of 256 amino acids.